Molecule: messenger RNA, 7245 nt
Organism: Pseudomyrmex gracilis
Lineage: Eukaryota; Metazoa; Arthropoda; Insecta; Hymenoptera; Formicidae
Gene: mAChR-B
Product: probable muscarinic acetylcholine receptor gar-2
Exons: 5
Coding region: 894-3683 (929 amino acids)
Biological process (GO): adenylate cyclase-inhibiting G protein-coupled acetylcholine receptor signaling pathway; chemical synaptic transmission; G protein-coupled receptor signaling pathway, coupled to cyclic nucleotide second messenger
Cellular component (GO): dendrite; synapse; membrane
Molecular function (GO): G protein-coupled acetylcholine receptor activity; G protein-coupled serotonin receptor activity
Source: RefSeq, a predicted model, not a curated record
UCGCGAGAUCUCCGUCUUGAGGACCGCCGGUCGCACGUGACUCUCGCUCGUGCUCCCUUUCGUCGAACUUGCUUCAAUUAUUCCAAAUAUCAUCGUGCUUUUUCGAGAAUCGUCAAGAAAAAAAAACGAACGACUGAGAAAAAACGAAUGACACCAGUGUUGCAGACGGUCGAACGACGCAAAUAAUGCCGAUCGUUGAGAUACGACGACGCAGUUAAAGAUGUCUCGGUGAAUUUGUGUCCACGUCGAGAGUGUCCACGGUGAUCCUAAUCGUCAAGGACAUCUUCCACCUCGGAUUUCGCGGGAGCCGCGUCUUAUCGUCAGGGACGAUCGGGUCGCACCGCCACCUCUGUAUGCAGAUUAUCGUCCGAGACGAUCGGGUCGGAUUUGCCGAGUGUAAUUGCGAGCGAGGUGAUUCUGCGACGGUGAAUAUUCGGAACGAUCAUGCUGCGGGGAUUGCCCGAGAACAUUUGAAAGGGUUAAAUCGCGUGUCUCUCGAUCUUCGGUAAUUGCAAAAAAGCUCUUUCUUGUGGACUCUCCGAGUGCCGAAUCCGGUUUUUUGUCCGAAUCCGAAUCCCAUUCGAUGUACACGUAACAGCGGCCACGACUGGUGGUCAUCGCGCCGCGGGGGUGAUAGCCACCGUCGCGUGCAUAUGCCGAUCGGGAAACUUAACGCCGACAACACGUGCACGGAAGAUGGAAGCAAGAACUCGCGUUCGUGCGUCCGCCACGCGGGGAACUACCACUAGGGUCUGAAGUUUCGGAGAGAGUUCCGGUGGCCUACUUCGACCCUGUCCUCCGGACGGAGGGCGCGCGAGGAUGUCCGAGAGGUGACUGGGUACUAAGGAGGGCGCAGUGGCUUUGAAGGUUGCUGCCACCUCGGUUUAAAUAGAAUGGAGAUGAACGGCACCGAAAGCAGCCUGAACGGCACCGAGGUCAAUCGCACUUCCGCGCCUAUCUUCACCAUUGGCACGGAUUUUAUCACGCAAUGGAAGCUGAAGAGACAACGGGAGCGACUGUGCCGAUACGUAUACAACCAGAUUUUGACAGCAGAAUGUACCCAGUUAAAUGGGACGUUGCUUGACCCGGAUGACCCGCGCUGGAACAGUGGUGAAUGGAACCCGGAUUUUCUACCCGACUGGUUUCCGACAAACGCGACGAAUAUUACAGCUUUCGGGAACGCUACGACUCCGUCGACGUCGGAUGAAUCUCUGACUCCUGUUUUGCCACCAUUUACACUCUGGCAGACGGUGUUGAUCGCUAUCUGUCUGGCGAUAUGCAUAUUGCUAACCGUCGGCGGUAACAUCCUCGUUCUCCUAGCAUUCAUCGUAGAUAGGGCCAUCAGGCAGCCAAGUAACUACUUCAUCGCAUCAUUAGCUGCCACUGAUAUGCUUAUCGGUACUGUGUCGAUGCCAUUCUAUACGGUUUAUGUGCUAAUGGGAUACUGGAAUUUAGGACCUCUCCUCUGCGAUCUAUGGCUGUCCGUCGACUAUACGGUAUGCCUGGUGUCGCAGUACACCGUUCUUCUCAUUACGAUCGAUCGAUUCUGUUCGGUGAAGAUAGCCGCGCAGUAUCGCAGCUGGCGUACGAAGCAGCGGGUCAUCUGGAUGGUGACCAUCACCUGGAUCAUCCCGGCGCUGCUGUUCUUCAUCAGCAUCUUCGGCUGGGAGCAUUUUAUCGGCUACCGGGAUCUAGCACCGGGCCAGUGUGCCGUUCAGUUUCUCAAGGAUCCGGUGUUCAACACGGCUCUGAUAAUCGGCUAUUACUGGACGACGCUGAUUGUCCUGUUCAUCCUUUACGGCGGCAUAUACAAGACCGCGUACGACAUGCAGAAGAAGAGCGAGGCCAAGCAGCGUAAGAUGCAGUCGAUGGUCGCGCUGAGCGCGGGCGCGAUGUCCGGCAUGGCCGGUCGCGCUGCCGGCAUAGGCAUCACCAAGACUCAGAGCGCCUUGCUGAGCCAGGACAAACCGAAGAUCGGGACCACAUCGGUGGACGACGGUGCGGAUACGGCGGAUACGCAGAAAACGCCGACGAAGACCACCAGUACCACUGUAGCUUCGGAUUCCGCGAACAAACUCGGGACCGCAAACAUCGCAGUGACCGAUGCUGAGAAAUCCGAACGUUCCAGCAGUCCCGCCUUCGAUUCGGACGAGGAGAGCACGGUCGGUACCACUCAGCAGUCACUCAACGUCAUCAGAAAGCGAUCGUCCUUGGCGGGUAUGAUGGCCCAGGCUGGCGCUCUUCAGGUGUUCGCCACCAACGGGCGUUUGAACGGCAUUAUGCCGGUCAAGGUCGAGCUGAGUGUGCCAACAACCGGUAAACUGCUGCCGGUGAGUCCGACGCGCGACGUGCAGAAAGCUCAAACACUGCCCAAGAUACAGGAGCUCAGUCUUCUGGACACUGACAAUCCCGCGGUCGAGCCGACCGACAAGUCCAGCAGUCGCACAUUAACGCCCGAGCAGUCCUUGAAAUCGAACGACGUCGAAGGCAAUCAAGAAUCGAUCGCCUCCGUCGAGGCAGCGUCGCCCGCUCACCUUAAGCACGUGUCGAUCAAUAGCGUUCAGCAGAACAUUAUACCGCCGCCGACGCAGUUCCAAAGCAGUCCUCCGGUGUCCUCCGACAGCCCGACAACGUCCUCGUCGACCGAUCGGCCCAAGUCGUUGGUGGUGCGCGGUCAAGGGUAUGACAUCCUCACCGGUCUGGACGGCGGCGAUCUACGCUACAUGGACGAGAGCUCCAUUAUUUUGCCCAGUCCUUCUUACGAGAGUCCACCGUCUUCCUUCUCCUGCAGCCUGGCGAAUCCGCUGUCGACUGCGCCGCCGUCGCCGAUUCUUGGUGGCGGCACCAUGACAGCCGCCGCGAGUACCAGUCUGUUGCAGACCGCCUUGAUCAGAGCGACGGCACAGCAGGCUGGAACCACGCAGAUGGCUCAGAUCGUUCAGAACAAGCAGCAUCAGCAGUUACAACCCACGAUGUCGAACGCGUCAAGUCAGACGCAUCCGCCGCGUGUGUUCAUCACGCAUCAGACGAACGCCGCGUCGCAGACGUCACCCACUGUCAGCAAGGUGCACACCGAAGUGUCGGUCAACGCUGGUGGGACGAAGCGUCAACCGGUAACGACGGUGGUCGCGACUACCGUGGCCAUGCCAGUGGACACGUCCAACAAUACGAACGAUCGGAUCUCGGAUCAGGUUACGAAGACGAGCAACAAUCCGCCGCAGAACUCGUCGUCCAGCAGCAUAAUGCCGACCGGUUCGGCCGCUACCAACAGCCAGGAGACGAAGAGACAAUCGUCGAAGAAGGAGACGUCGGACACGGAGCAGAGCGGUUCCAGACGGGACUUCGUCAAGUCUAUCGGGAAACGGCUGAAGGCCAAGACCCAGAAGAAGGACUUCACGAUAGGUCGACAGAAAUCGCGAACGGAGAAUAGAGCGCGCAAGGCGUUUCGCACAAUAUCCUUCAUCCUGGGCGCGUUCGUCGCUUGCUGGACGCCGUAUCACAUAUUGGCCCUGGUUGAGGGUUUCUGCGUGGAGCCGCCGUGCACCAACGAGCACCUCUUCAUGUUCUCGUACUUCCUGUGCUACGCCAACAGUCCUAUGAAUCCGUUCUGCUACGCUCUGGCGAAUCAGCAGUUCAAGAAGACCUUCACCAGGAUACUGAAGGGCGAUUUGCACAUGACGUAAACACCCGAUGUUGCGCAUUUGUUUCGAUAAUGUAGAACAUUACAUUAGUAUAAUAACAUAGGCGAUGCAAAUAUAAAAUUAUUUGCGAAGAUGGCCUUCCAACACGUACUGAAAUACACUCAUUCGUCUACUACAACUGUGGUGAAUCUGGACAAUAAUCAAAUGAAAAUAAUGUUCUAAGACUCGGUUGUCGGCGAUAGAGUCGUCGGGCGUUCGCGCGCCUUUUUGUACAUACCGUAAACACAUCGCGGCUCUCCGAAUACCGAAGUACGCGUUUCGUACAUGUACAUACGCUGUAAACAACACACGAAUGUGAAUAUUUGUUAACCUCUAUGUAACGCGCUUGUGAAAACGACGCAAGUCAGUCUUAGACGAUUAUUUACGCGUGGCGCGACAACAAAUAAACACGUUGCCGAACGGUGCAUUCCUAGCACAUCGGAACGAACAACGCUGCGAACAAUAGCGAAUAGAGAGCUUGAAAAAGAUUUGAGGAACGUAUGUGUUAUCAAUUAAAAAAAAAAAAAAAAAAAAACGUAGUUAUUGCGCAUGUAACGCGUUAUAAGAUUUUAGUCGUAGUCGAGAACGAGAAGGAAUAUCGUUCAUCACGAAAGACGAAAAGUGAAAAUAGUAGAUGUAUUAAGAAAAAUUUCGCGCGCGCGCGCGUUAUAGUCGAUCGUAUCGUGUAUUGAAACACUCCGCCGCUUUGGAUUUUUGCUGUUGAUCGCGCAGUAAUCGCGGAGCGUUUUUUUUUUUUUUUGUUUUUUUUUGGAGAAAAACGUGCGUCAUUAAUUAUCACGCAUCAACACGAGUUAUUUAAUCACGCGAGUUCUUGUUUUGCAAACAACGAAUCAGCUCGGGGUAGCUCGCCUCGUUGAAGUACCGGGAAAUCAAUGAUUUCUCUCACGGCUGUCGAUCGUGGAUCGAAAAUAAUACACUGCCUUGAGAUGGCCUAAUGUGCGGGCCUUUUCUCUUUGAAUUCUGACAAUUGGUACUAUCCUCACAAAAACGAGCUCCCGUCGACGUCUGAUUGAUGUUUCACGGCUUACAUCCGUCAUGACACGUAGGAAAAAAAAAAAAAAAAGAAACGUUCUAUCCCGAAAAUUAUUGUCAAAAUCACUUAUUUCGAUAUUAUAUAAAAAUUACAUCAAUUACAUCAAUUUAAUUGUACUCUCACUUACGAAUAAGUAAUGUUACUUUUUCUAUUUCGCACACAGAACGAUGUGUUUGCUUGAUAAUUUGAUUAAAGAAAUAUAUAUAAUGCGAUAAUUAAUUAAAGUUACUAUAACAAACUGUGAUUGUACAACUUGUACCGUCUUGUAAUUCUCAAAAAACUGCUAACACUUCAGUGUAUAUUUACGUAAUUAUUAAAAAUAAACGCCUAAUUUUUUUUUUUUACUAUUUUACAUUUUAGCACGUGUGUCUCGCGAUUACUGCAACUUGUUAACAAACUGAAAAAAAAUCGAAACAAACUCUGUAACAAACAAUUCGUAAUCACAUAUCUCGUCCAAUAAGCAAAAAUAUCAGUUUUUAGUUGCUAAUCAAUUAGAAGUAAACUGCUAAAUAAUUUACUGUAUAUUAUAAACUUUUAUCGCGCAUAGUUUUAUACCUUUGUAUAAUUUUCGUACGUAUACGCAAUUGCUUCGCUCGUAAAUCUUAUCAAAUAUUCCUGCUAGCUUUGUCGCUGUGAAAGAAGCUGUUACACGUUCUUCCAAAAUAAAAUAAAAAAAUUAAAAAAAUAAAAAAAAACAAGCGCAAAGUAUGUCCCGAGAGAUGUAAGAAACUUUUACAUUUAUAUCGCAGGGAUAACGUCUGCAAUUUUUGAAAAAAUCGCUAAAGGGACGCUUUCGUGGAACAUUUUUAAUAUCUUCCAAAAUUCACUGCCAAUAGUAAAAGUCAUGUUUUGUUUUGUUACAUUGAAAACAUAUGUACCGCGCGUAGUUAUCGGCCAUGACAAGAAAGAAGAGCGUAUUAAUUUGAAUGAUUUCUCUUUUUCGAUUUUUUUUGAUACACAUAUGAAAUUAUUUAUCAUAUUUUUACUACACCGAGAGAUACGCUUUUAUAACUUGUAAAUUACAUUUGCAUUUUUGUGCUUUACAUUAGCGUGAAAAAAAAUGUUCGGAAUACAUUUAUUGCUACACAUAUAUCGCUUUUAAUUUUGCAACAGUAACGUGAUGUAAUGAUGUAUGCAGAAGUAGGAUAUAUAAAAAUACGCGUUAAUUUCUUGUGAAAAGAAGUGUAAACAAAUAAUUAAAAUACUAAUUAAUAUUGAGAGAGAAGGGAGAUCUCAUCUUUACAGAUUGUCUCCUUGAUGAUAUAUUGGCGUGAUUACGUUUAAGUAAUAGAAAAUUUAGCGUAAAUGGGGGUAAAAUGCUUUUGUCAANAAAAAAAAAAAAAAAAAAAAAAAUUGUAUCAAAAUAUUAAAUGUAAAUGUUUCUUUGAUACAAUCGUACAUGCAGAACGCGGGACUGCCGCCUACACAAAAAAUAAACGAGCAGUCUGUAUAUCUAUUCAUGUAUCAAAUGAUAUAAUGGAUGUGAUAAUGUAAUGUUGGUAUGAAAUAACACAAGUUUAUGAUUUCAAGUCCAAAGAUCAGCUUUUAACUGAUUGAAAAACAAAAAGAAAAAAAAAAUAAAACGAUACGACGUUAAAAUAUAGCGAACAUUUUUGUGUGAGUGUACAAUAUGUCUAUGUAUAGUUCGUAAUCUAAAAUCUAAAUAAUAAACGAUAAGUGUGUACGUACACAAAUAGCGGUUUGCUUACUGUACAAAGAUUAACAUUGAGAGAUAAAACAUUAUAGAUAAAAUAUUAACGCGGAGAGAGACUUUGUAGAAAUAUUAAUAAAGUAUUGAGCGCGAGAGAGAGCGGUGUGCUUUUUGUAGCGUGUGUGUAUAUGUGCACACACACGUAUAUACGCAAUGUAUCGUAGUACACUAUGAUGGAUAGACAGCGGAAGAGGGAGGGGAGGGUUAUAUUAGCGCUAAAACACAAGAAAGAUCGGUAGACGUGUGAUGAAAAAUCUAGCAAAUAAAUAUUAUUAGCACUAGCCAAUAGCGCGGUUAAAAAAAAAACGCAGAUAAUAAAAUUAGCCGCAUAAAGCCUAUAUAUGUGAGAUCGUAUUAAAAAAAAAAAAAAAAGCAAGCGUAUUGUCUAGAUCACACUUCAUCGACCGGGAAAAAAAUAUAGUUGCACGUCAUAUUGUAUCUUUCUCUCUCGCGAUUAAAGCUUUUAUUGUAGAUUGUUCGUUGUGUGUCCGGAAAACGGGCGAUCAUCAAAAUUACGGGCGACGGGCCGGAAAACACGUGAUAAAUAUGCGCUACAUUCACACACGCACACACACACACACAUGCCUGGUACACUUCAAUUUAAUACUGUCUAUGAAAAAUUCAAGCGAGUUCUUCAUCUGUAAACAACUUUGAAAAAUUACGAGAGUAACUCCCACCUAUUGAUUAGUUAAUCCCGUUAAUUGUGCAAAAUACGCCUCAAAUUUUUUGCAUCUUUUAUAAAAACAAUUUUUUGUCAAAUUAAAGAAUCUGAAUAAUAAAUUGAUCCAGAAACAAAAUUA